Messenger RNA from Tetranychus urticae (two-spotted spider mite), 2522 nucleotides. RefSeq names its product karyopherin alpha1 (gene Kap-alpha1). Gene Ontology annotation, cellular component: cytoplasm. Lineage: Eukaryota; Metazoa; Arthropoda; Arachnida; Trombidiformes; Tetranychidae. Gene Ontology annotation, molecular function: nuclear import signal receptor activity; protein binding. The record is from RefSeq and is a predicted model, not a curated record. Gene Ontology annotation, biological process: protein import into nucleus.
GAUUGAAAUGACUCGCUAUUUGAUUGUUCAAUUAUGUCAAUAUGUUUUAAUGAUUUGUUGAUAGAUUCAAGUUGACACUGCCAUCAAUCUAAUCCAUUUAACCUCUGCAAAAAUAUUCAACUUUAACUGUUUUUUUCACUUUGAUUUACUCUUUGGUGAUUUCCGUAUCCUUUUAUUUCUUUCCCCUCUUCGUUUUCCUCUGACUAAACUGAGAGACUAAAGACUCCUCUUUCAAAUCUUAUGUCCUUGCUCAGACUUAAAUCGCCUUUUCUGUUGUGUUUUUUGUUUCUUUUUUAUUCUAAAUCAAUUACUGUGUUAUUUACUUGAACAAUUGUUAUCUAAUUAUUAGAUUAAUUACCUUUUUGAUCUCACUCUUGUUAUUCCCUACAAACACAUUCUCUCCUAAUACUACAUAACUCUCAGUGUUUUCAUUUCAUCUGUCUUGUUCUUCAUUCUUUCCUCUCUAUCUCUUUCUCUCUCUUUCUCUUUCUCUUUUUUCUGCUUCAAUUUCUUUGUUCACAUCCUUUCAAAUGUCUGCUGCAUCUAAUCUUGCUCCACACCGUCAGCGGUACAAAAAUGCUGCUUUGGAUGCCCAAGAGUUGAGACGACGUCGUGAAGAAGAAGGUGUCCAACUUAGAAAGCAAAAACGAGAAACAGAAUUACGUAAGAGACGAAACCUUGAUGACAGCGCCUUAGAUGAUGAUUCUGUACCAGGAACCGAUACUGGUAACCAAUCUGGCCAAGUAUCUACCAUUACACAAGAAAUGAUUGAAUCCCUUUACAGUGAUAAUGUUGCAGCACAACUUCAGGCAACCCAGAAUUAUAGGAAAUUAUUAUCAAAAGAGCCUAAUCCACCAAUUGAUGAAAUUAUAAACACUGGAAUCGUACCUAAAUUUGUAGAGUUUUUAAGAAGAGAUGAUAAUCCCACACUUCAGUUUGAAGCUGCAUGGGCAUUAACCAACAUUGCCUCUGGAACCUCAUCUCAAACACGAAAAGUUAUCGAAGCCGGCGCGGUCCCUGUUUUCAUUCAUUUAUUGUCAUCAAAUAAUGAAGAUGUUCAAGAGCAAGCAGUUUGGGCUCUUGGAAAUAUUGCCGGUGAUAGUCCAGAUUGUCGUGAUUUCGUUCUGAAUAAUGGAGUCCUACCACCUUUGUUAAAACUUUUAGGUUCAUCUACUCGUCUAUCAAUGACCAGGAAUGCCGUUUGGACACUCUCCAACCUUUGUCGCGGAAAGAGCCCUUUCCCUAAUUUCGAGCAAGUAUCACCUUGCUUACCAGUGUUAUCCCGUCUUCUUUAUCAUAAUGACUCGGAUGUGUUAGCAGAUGCCUGUUGGGCUCUAUCAUAUCUUAGUGAUGGUCCUAACGAAAAAAUUCAAGCAGUAAUUGACUCUGGAGUCUGUCGUAGACUUGUUGAGCUUUUGCUACAUUCUAGCCAAGCCGUCGUCUCUGCUGCUCUCAGAGCAGUAGGUAACAUAGUUACUGGAGACGAUUUACAAACUCAAAUUAUAUUGAACUGUAAUGCCCUGCCUUAUCUUAAAGAUCUUUUAUCCUCUACUAAAGAGACUAUUCGCAAAGAAGCAUGUUGGACGAUAUCUAAUAUCACAGCUGGUAAUAGGCAGCAAAUUCAAGCAGUUGUUAAAGCAGAUAUAUUUCCAAUUCUGAUUGACUUGCUACAAAAUGCUGAUUUUAAAAUCAGAAAAGAAGCAGCUUGGGCCAUCACAAAUGCUACCUCAGGAGGCUCACCUGAACAAGUUAAAUACCUCGUUGAACUUGGAUGUAUCCCGCCCAUGUGUGAGCUUUUGGGGGUAUCAGAUGCCAAGACUAUUCAAGUUGCGCUUAAUGGACUCGAAAACAUUCUCAAAUUCGGUGAGCCCCAUGUCAAAACAAACCCAGGAGCAGUUAAUCCAUAUGCAAAUAUCAUAGAAGAAUGUUUUGGCCUUGACAAAAUCGAGUUCCUUCAAUCGCAUGAAAAUGUUGACAUCUACCAAAAGGCAUAUGACAUAAUUGAAAAAUUCUUCGGAACAGAAGAUGAAGAAGCAGCCAUUAAACCUGAAGUCGAUACUGAUAAUCAUCAAUUCCGAUUUGGAGCUCCAGAUGAUCCAAAUGCAGCAACCGGUGGUCAACCUUUCACUUUCUAAUUCUCCCUCAUCAUCUAACAAUCUUAAUAAACCUGAAAUGAAACGUUUAAGUAAAAAUGUAUUUUAUGAUUUUAAUGAUGAAAUGAAUUAAAAGUGAAAUGAAAGAUUCAUUUCUUCAAGAGUAUCUAAAAUUUUUAACUAAUACGGAGAGUAAAACAGAUGCUCCAAAUUAAAACAAUCGUCCAUUCAACCUCCACCAAAGUUAAAGAUUUUACAUGCAGGAGAAAAUAAAUGGAAAAACGAUUAUAAAGCUUACCUGUUUGCGAUGAAUAGUUGACUUUGUUACAUUAAUUUUGUUUACUUGUUGAUCAAAAAAUUCUUUUCUUCUAAGCUUGUACUAUAUGGAAUCAGAAUGAAUUAAAUAAAAAGAAAACAAAAAACACCAAA